Drosophila navojoa is the source of this 773-nucleotide messenger RNA. RefSeq lists its product as uncharacterized. The record is from RefSeq and is a predicted model, not a curated record. NCBI's taxonomy places the organism in Eukaryota, Metazoa, Arthropoda, Insecta, Diptera, Drosophilidae.
UGGGCGAUUGCCAGGGCGGACUGUCUCUGAGUGCUGGGGCCAAAAGCGAUGCUCUGGAUGUGUUUGCCACAGCGGCACAGCUGGCAACAGCCAUCGAUGCGCACACGAAUCAUGAAAGCCGAGUCAACAAUAUCACGCUGGCAGACGCUGAGGAAAUGGACCCAUUGGAGCCGCACGCUGCUUCAUUGAGGCCAUUGUCACAGCGUAAGCUCUCGAGGGGGAAACGUUUUGUGGCAUUUCCUCUGGGUUCAUCGGCAUCGGCCGCUAUCUGCCUGACCACGGGCGUCAUUGGCAAUCCUCACUACUUGUACUUAAGCUUUGGUCUGAAUUGGGGCAUUGCCUACGACUUGCCCAACAUCACGUGGGUGUUGCACAAUGCCCACGGCUGGAACAGAAAGAGACCCAGCGCGGCAGUUGCCAAAAUCAAGCGAAGACAUCGCCGUGAUCUCUAUGGCAACCUGGAGGCAAUGAUAGACAGCAUGGGCUACAAUGGACGUGAUUGCGUUCUGCGCACUCUUUGCGAGAGUCGUCAAUAUUUCCAGCGCAAUAAGAUGAACAUGAUUGGUGAGAUGCUGCGCAUAAUAUUCAGCUUGCCCAAGCAGCGCAUUUUCACGCGAGAGUUGCAGGAAAAUUCAGACAUUGUGCAUUACGAUAAUGCCUAUCGGCACGCCCAUAAUGUCGACUGUGCCCAGCAAUACGCCUGUCAGUUCUCGCUACUGGAGUUGGCUUUCGGUAAAUACUCGACGCCGCCGAAAAAUUAUUACGCCCAAUAA